Ostrinia nubilalis (European corn borer) is the source of this 1359-nucleotide messenger RNA. RefSeq names its product growth/differentiation factor 8-like (gene myo). The record is from RefSeq and is a predicted model, not a curated record. The transcript is spliced from 2 exons. Gene Ontology annotation, molecular function: cytokine activity; growth factor activity. Gene Ontology annotation, cellular component: extracellular region. The coding region runs from base 94 to 654 and encodes 186 amino acids. NCBI's taxonomy places the organism in Eukaryota, Metazoa, Arthropoda, Insecta, Lepidoptera, Crambidae.
GACCACUUCACGAUACACAUCCAAGUGAGCAGGGUAACCAGAAACAGUCAAGGAAGCAAGGCAUCCGUGCCUUACACGGACAACUCAGUGAAGAUGUCAAGAAAAGACCUGAAAGUCGGGAAGUGGUUGAAGGUGAACGUCACCACCAUGGUGGCGGAGUUCUUCAGGCUGCCCCGGGAGUAUUUAGCAGUAGUAGUGAGAGUACAAGACUCCAGGAAUCGGAUGAGCCUGGUCGUGCCGCAUCCUAGCUCCGAAUCUAAUCAUGCAUUGAUGCCAUACAUAGAAGUAAGUCUAAAAGAUGACUCGCACAAGCGCACGCGGCGGCACAUCGGCAUGGACUGCACCGAAAACACAAAAGAGGUGCGUUGCUGCCGAUACCCCCUCGUGGUUAACUUCGAAGAGUUCGGUUGGGACUGGAUCAUAGCCCCUAAGCUGUACGACGCAAACUACUGCAGUGGGGAAUGCCCGUACAGCUUCUUACAGAAGUAUCCCCACACACACCUGGUCCAUCUAGCGGCCCCACAAGGCAGCGGAGGACCCUGCUGCGCUCCUAGACGGAUGAGCAGCAUCUCCAUGCUGUAUUUCGAUCAUGACCUUAAUAUUAUAUAUGGGACUAUACCUGGUAUGGUGGUGGACAGUUGUGGGUGCUCAUAGCAACGUCGGCGUGUUAGUGAUGGCUCCAAGUGUUCGAUCUUCAAUCUAUAUCCCUUGUCUCAUUUUUAUUUGUGUUUUUAAAUUUAGAACACGUGGUUUGUGUCAAAAAUUUGAUUUUCUACUUGUCCACAUUUCGCAGUAAUAGUACAGUAUAGUAAUAUUAAUAUCAAUUAUUUCUGUCAGCCCACUUGGAGCCAAUUUAAGUGUAGUGUCUUUCGCUAUGUGAUAAUUUGGUUGAAGACUGCGGAAUCCUAGUGUUGUGUCAUGUGUGCGAUGCGUGUGACAAUGUAAGACGUCUUUUAAAGCAAUUUUACAAAACUGUAAUUUUACCCCUUGUCAUUUAACCCCCAAUUGCUUAAAAAUACUUUCUAGUGUCCUCCAAGUUUGAUUUUUACUUUAAUUUAAAAUAAUUCAGUUUUGUAAAAUCACAUUAAAAGAUUGUGUUUUAUUUACAUGUGUACCUACAGAUAGAUUAAAUUCGACUCUGUUAAUUUUAAGGCUCAUCUAGGCCUAGGCUACAACCAUUAUCAUUGUACAAUUUGAACUGAAGAAUGUACCUAAACCCUAUUUUGACAAAACUGGACUCCACUGUACGAUAUACAUAAUAAUACUAAAGAACCUGCAUCUUUUGUAAAUCCAAUAGACAAGAUUUGGCAUUAACGAUAAAGGCCUAAAAAGAUAGCAUUGAUGAAUAAAUUCAAAAUU